AAGAGACAAGUACGAGGCAAAGAAACUCAACUCUAAUGGGCUUAACAUCUUCGAAGCGAGUCGAGACCUCCUUAUCCAAUUCAACCGAGUUCGACUCAGCCUGCAACUCGGCCUACUCUCACUGCCUCUCCCUGACUCAACACGCCUUACCCGGCGUCCUCCCUUACCAGCUCAUGACUGCCUCCGAUCACAUCCACCAAACCCUCCUCUCUCACCGCUCGCAUCCCCUCAUCCUCAAGUGGGUGCCGCACCCCCCGAGUCGGACCCUGGUCGACUCGGCCCUCAAGAAAGUCACCCUCCACUGGCACCUGCCCGAGGACGGGGACUUGGACGUCAUCGGGCCGGCCCGGUUCAAGAAAUGGGCUGUGGUUUUGUACGCGGACGCCGUAGUGGAUAAUGUCGGGAAGGCUUUAAUGAGUCGAAUUCCGAUUGGAGUGGCGGGAAUUGCCGGAAUCGGAGCCAUGACUCGGUCUGGGAAAGAUCUUAUUGGGGCCGCGAUUGGAGUCUACGCAGUGGGUGUCGCCACUUCUAUUUAUCUUAGCUUGUCUGGUCACUUAAUGGAAACUUAAGUUUGUUGAGAUGAUGCAUGUCAGAGACCCGUGAUAGGGGUUUAAUUACAAGAUCAUCAGUAACCAAAAGUAAUCCUUCUCUAUUUACAAAUCCACCUCCUUUUUUGGUAAUGCUGGGAAGUUUUGGAUUCAUAAUUGCUAGCUCUUCAGAUUGUGUAUGAAUGCAACGUUUCAUCCUAGAGAAACAAGCAUAACAUUUGUAACUGUUGAAUUGCAUUGGAGCCUCUUCUUCAAUAGGAAGCAGUUGAUUUCUGCAACCGAACUUGCUUGCAAGCUUAGGGCUGCGUAUUGUAUUUGCAACUCUAGUGGACUUCAUGUAGUUGUUUGCUUCCAAGUUCAUUGCACUUUGGUACAAGUUAGCUAUGCGUCCUAUGAAAAAAGUGUCCAUUUAAUAGCUUUACAAUGGAACCUAUUGGAAAUGUGAGAAAAGAGAACAACAUAUCGACAAAAUCUUCUUUAGCUUCAGCAAACAACACCCUCUUGUUGGACUUGCUACACAAGAGAUUUAUUUUCAUCUUAUGGGAAGCAGGUUUCUUCAUUUGAUGGUUAUUUUGUAUGCCUAAUGGUUCUAAUAGUAAUCUGUUAUAAAGGUCUUUUUCAUCCGAUAAAAAGACAUCUGUGAAGUCUGACUUGGAGAGCAUUGAACGCAUAAGUGGAUGCAAAACCUGAGUAGAAAUCACAUAGCAAACGUGAGCCUAUUCAAAUUGAGUGGCAUCAUAAUGAUCUUGAAAAUUGCUGUGUAAAAUGUGAUGGAAAUCAUGUGUUUAGGACUUUUCUACUCGUUAAGACGUAUGUAGCAUAUCCUUUGUAGUAAUGUCAGGCAUAAUUUGAUGAUAAUUUAGUUAAUUCAAUGACUGCACCUGCUUAUGAGUGCACGAUGAGACUAGGUGAUGAAGAGAGACCACUCCUUAUGUGCUGAUAUUUGACACACCAUCAUUGUGUAAUAAAUUUUAAAGUGGCAUUUUAGAUCAAAGAGUUGAGCAAUUGAGCUUACUUUAGAUUCUAAAUUAAGUCAUGAUGCGUAGUGUAGGAGUUGAGUUUAUUGUGGCUAACUGCCAUUUCAUUUUGAAUCUUUGAUACAUUGGUGAUGAUAUUUUGCUUAAAUUUGAUCUCACUUAUUGUCAUUCUCGAUCUGGAAAUCACUUGAGCAUGUUUUUGAGAUUUUAUUUUCUAAUUUCAGAACCCCUUAUAUUAACAGGUUGGAAUUUUCUCCUUGUGGCUUCGAUUUUUCAAUUGCAGUUUCUUGAUUGUGAUGAUUUAAUAAAAUUGUCUCCCUAAUUGUUAGAACUAAUGAUUCAAUAUCAAAAGCACUUUAGUUGAAGGGCAAAAAGUUCCAAUUAU
Messenger RNA from Pistacia vera, 1910 nucleotides. RefSeq lists its product as uncharacterized. Bases 36 to 569 code for a protein of 177 amino acids. The record is from RefSeq and is a predicted model, not a curated record. Lineage: Eukaryota; Viridiplantae; Streptophyta; Magnoliopsida; Sapindales; Anacardiaceae. The transcript has 2 exons.